Molecule: messenger RNA, 969 nt
Organism: Phoenix dactylifera (date palm)
Lineage: Eukaryota; Viridiplantae; Streptophyta; Magnoliopsida; Arecales; Arecaceae
Source: RefSeq, a predicted model, not a curated record
AUGCACACCCCGAGCUCCUCCUUCAUCAGCUUCGCGUUGCAGAACUGCUCGCCCCCCAGUGGCCACGCGAUCACCGGCACCCCGUGCCGCAUGCUCUCCAACGACGAGUUCCACCCGCAGUGGCUCACGAACGCCCCCGUCGCCGCGUGGGCUAGAAUCUCGAUUUGCGGGACCCAACCCCUGACCACCAGUCCGUCUCCCUCUCCCACGACCCCUUCCGGCGCCUGGUCCGCCGCCGGCGCCGCCCAGAGGAACGGCCGCCCCUGCCCCUCCAGCGCCGCUGCAAGAGCCGCCGCCUCCCCGGCCGGCAGCCGGUUCUGCGAUCCGAACGACACGUACGCCACCGACCCCCGCGGGUGCCGGUCCAGCCAAGCUCGGCAAACCGGCUGCCGGGUCGGCGGCGCCUCCGUCCUUCACGCCGCGGCCGGCGGGAGGCUUCGGCGCGGCGGCGAAGAGGGGGCCCACCGCGAAGACAGGCAGGCCGGAGGAACUAGCCCAGGCGUCGAGAAAGGGCUUCUCGAGGGCGUCAGCGGUGUUCCAGAGUGCGGCGCCGGAGCCGCGGGCAGAGAUCGGCUUGGCGGCGGACGAAGACGGCGGGUGGAGUGGUCGGGGGAGGCGGCGGAGAGGCCCGGAGGUGUAAAGGACGGCGUGGAAGACGCCGAGGGAUUGGGCAACGGGGACGGUCCAGGGGAGGAACAUGUCGGCGAUGACGCAGAGGAGGGGAGGGUCGGCGCCACCAGCGCCGGCGGCGGAGAGGUCGGAGAGGAGGCGGUGGAAGUGAGGUUGGAGGGAGUAGGUGGCGUGGUUGAAGGGGGUAACGAGGUGGGCGGGGAGGGCGAAGGUGGUGUCGGCGUCGGGGGGGAGGCCAUGGUCGGAAGGGCGGAAGGGGAUGGCGGCGAGGCGGAGGGAGGGGAAGAGGUCGUGGGGGAAGAGGCGGCGGAGGUGGGGGAGGUUGCCGGUGGUGGGUGA